AUGGCCAAGCUCACCGUUACCGUCACCGUCCUCUUGUUCACGUUGGCUCUCUCCGUCGUGUCCUCCAAGCCGGAAACCGAGAUCAUCAACGAUAACCUUAACACUUUAUCAGCUGAACUCGACUCAGUUACCACAAACCCAACCCUUCCCGGACCCGAGUUAACUUCUUCCGAUGAGGUCACUAUACCGGUGAACUUUAUGAAUUUCCACACGAUUAAUCGUCAUUUCCCUAGACGUCCUUUAAUGACAUCUCCUUUUCACCAUCACCACCGUCCAUGCCACCACCAUCACCGGCACGAGCUGUUUGGACGAGGCAUCCAGAUCUCUUACGGCAACGACAUGAUCUUCUCCAGCGAAGAAAAGACGACAAGUACAGAACGUUCGUCAGACGUUGAUAUCCCGGCGGUCACCAUGUUAGUCGACCCUUUCGCUUCGGAGAUGACAAAACCCAGUCCCGGUGAGGUCGAGGCGGAAGAGGAAGAUGGCUCCAUGAAGAUCAUUGUGAAAUUUAUAAAGCGCAAAGAAGAAGGAGAAGAUGAUAAAGAGAAGUACAAGGGUUUGUUCAGGAGAAAGAUUCGCAAGUUUCUCAACCAUUUGGUCUGA
Messenger RNA from Microthlaspi erraticum, 603 nucleotides. The record is from the annotation of a GenBank genome assembly. NCBI's taxonomy places the organism in Eukaryota, Viridiplantae, Streptophyta, Magnoliopsida, Brassicales, Brassicaceae.